Messenger RNA from Nerophis ophidion (straightnose pipefish), 1924 nucleotides. Its product is annotated as ovarian cancer G-protein coupled receptor 1-like. Gene Ontology annotation, molecular function: G protein-coupled receptor activity. Lineage: Eukaryota; Metazoa; Chordata; Actinopteri; Syngnathiformes; Syngnathidae. Bases 399 to 1547 code for a protein of 382 amino acids. The record is from RefSeq and is a predicted model, not a curated record. The transcript has 8 exons. Gene Ontology annotation, biological process: cellular response to pH; G protein-coupled receptor signaling pathway. Gene Ontology annotation, cellular component: membrane.
AGGCUCCACCCACCUCGCCUCCACGGGACCAGACAGUCGCAGCGGUGCCGGUGCCGAUACCGACUCGGCAGGGGAUGUCGAUGACGACACCAGGAGACUCGUGCUGACUUGGUCCUAAUAUCGGUGAAAAUGUAAUCCACACCCAUCUCAGGAAAUGGUGAGAGUCACCCACCCCACUUGUGCCCGGAAAAGGUUCUCCUAAAAGUCCAUAGGUGAAGACUAGAACUCCAGCUGUCUAUUUGGGGAAGCAAACAAAGAAGGAAUCGAGGCCGUGGUGGAACACUCCUGCUGCCAUUAGAUGUUUUGGCACGUUUGUUUGUGCACAUAUCUGCAAACAUGAAGGGGUUGCUGUCCACGUUUAGGGUGAAGCAGAAUUAGAGAAAGCCGUGGUGUCCAUUAUGCUUGAGGAGGACAUUAUUAACUGCACCAUCAGCCAUGAAAUCCACCAGAACCUCUUCUCCAUUGUUUAUAUCCUCGUACUGUUGGUGGGCGUUCCCUCCAACCUCUACGCUCUGUACCAUGCGGUUCUGCAGCUGAAGCAAAAGAAUGAAUUAGGGGUUUACUUGAUAAACCUCACCGUGUCUGAUCUGUUAUACCUGACGUCAUUACCACUCUGGCUCCAGUACAUUUUCCAGGAUGACGAUUGGCGCCAUCGAGAAUGGUUGUGCCAACUCUGUGGCUUUCUUCUCUAUGAGAACAUCUACAUCAGCAUUGGCUUCCUAUGCUGUAUCAGUCUGGAUCGCUACCUGGCUGUGGUCCACCCUUUAAGGUUCAGCUUCCUGCGCUCAAUGGCUGCAGCCGGCCUUUUCAGCGCCAUCAUCUGGCUGAAGGAGAUCGCAGUGGGGGUAGUUUUCUUCCACCAUAAGGAGCUGAGUCCAACGGCCUCCAACCAGUCGGUGUGCUUCGAGCACUACCCCAUGCAGCCCUGGGAGUACCCCGUCAACUACUACCGCGUCACUGUUGGCUUCAUGUUACCACUGGCCAUUCUGCUGGUCAGCUACCUGUGCGUGCUGCGGGCUGUGGGUCAGAGUGCCGGCACACAGCCACUCCGGAAGACCAGAAUCCGGCAGUUAGUAAGCAGCACCAUCCUCAUUUUCCUCAUCUGCUUCUCCCCUUACCACAUCUUCCUGCUGCUACGCACCCUGCUGGAGCGCGACUGUAACUUUAUCACAGGGAUAUUCAACUAUUACCACCUGGCUCUCUUGUUGACCUCUCUGAACUGUGUGGCCGACCCUGCGCUCUACUGCUUCGUCAGCGAAAGUGCCCGCCAUGGCUUCUUCAGGGCCAUUUUUCGGCCCGUGACCAGGUUUCUGUGUUGCUGCCUUGGUGGCGGGAACGCUGGUCUACCUAACGUCGCCACCGAUUGCCAGGAAGUCCCUAUUGACGUGACCACACUGACUAGGCUCUCCCAUAUGAGCAAGACGGUGAUUUUAAUCACCGCCGACGAUAGAAAAAGAGUCAUACCAUUAACGUUACAGAACAGGAGUGAUGGAAAGAGUAGUGUGGAGACAGAGAAAAUGUCCCACACAAGUGUUAUCAUGAAGUGAAUGGAUCCAAGGAACAAACAUCAGGGCUUGAGAUGUCUGCAACUGAGAAGUGACCACUGCUCCCGCUCAUGUGUUUACCAUUUAGGCAACUGCACAUCCAUCACCAUCACAUACUUUACUAUCUAGAAGACCACGCUCAAAGUUGUCGACAGUAGAGAUGAGUCCAUCCAUCGCCACUGAGCACCAUCCUACUACGGAGACGGGGUGGGAUCCCAUAAGCUUGUCUUCCUGCUACUCCUUUUCGGACUUUUUGAGUCGUGUAACUGUGAGCAUGAGAUCUGACCCAGUGUGAACUGUAUGCACCUUUUGAAAUAAACUCAAAGUCAAAGACUCUGAAAGUGAAGAAAUAAAGUCAAAAUCAUACAACAUACAAACAA